Molecule: messenger RNA, 3156 nt
Organism: Ooceraea biroi (clonal raider ant)
Lineage: Eukaryota; Metazoa; Arthropoda; Insecta; Hymenoptera; Formicidae
Product: 2-phosphoxylose phosphatase 1
Biological process (GO): dephosphorylation; glycosaminoglycan biosynthetic process; chondroitin sulfate proteoglycan biosynthetic process
Cellular component (GO): Golgi apparatus
Molecular function (GO): phosphatase activity
Source: RefSeq, a predicted model, not a curated record
UGCGGAAAGAGUGGUCGAAGGCCGUCGUCUGAAAAUGCAGCUUCGAUCGGCCACGUACAGGACGGAAAUCCUCCUCCAGUCGCGUCCUCCUCGUCGCGGUGUCGCUUCUCGUCGCCGUCGUGACGGGACACUGUCGUUACCGCUGUCCGUCCUGCAAAUCGGUCCCCUGGGGCCCGUAGCCGCCGAGGGAUGCUCGCGGAAAUGGUCCGCUUGUCCUACCAACACCGGGCGUUCUACUGCUACGUGAUUCUCAGCGUGUGGAUCUUUCUGCUGGUCGCUGGUAUGUAUAAAUACAUCGGCGUAGAUGAGAAAACUUCGGUGCAAACGAGAGUCUUAAACAAUGAUUUGUCGCUCCGGGAAUUCCCGAGAAAUUUAAAAUCGGAUGCGAAAACGAAGAAGAUCUUCCGUUUUUGUAAUUUACCACACGAAAUAGCUGCAGACACCGAAGGUAAGCUUGAUGGCAACUUGACAUUGGGCGGUAUCUUGAUCUUCAUCCGCCACGGCGAUAGGGGUCCCUUGACGCACAUUCGAAACAUAAGCAGCAUCAAUUGCGGCAGCGAGUUUGGCAGCGCGACGGAACUCGAGACGAUCUAUGAGAACUACGUGAAUUUCGUGCAGAACGUGUCAAGCUACUCGAGGACCGCGUGGGCCCAGUUUCUAGGCCCGUUCCACGGGCUGCCCGUACUUCCGGCAAACGCGCGCGACUGCAAAAUUGGUCAACUUACCACCCUCGGGAUCCUACAGUUGCUGAAGACCGGGGUGCUGCUGAGGAACGCGUACUAUCACAAACUCAAUCUCGGCAAUGGCACCUCCUUCGGCAAGGACGUGAUCGCAUACAGCACAUCCUAUCGCAGAACGGUGCAGAGCGCGGUUGCUUUGCUCUAUGCGCUCUUCGAGGGCGACGGUUUCGCGAGCCUGUCGAGGAUCAGCUUACAGGAGAGCCAGAGCUACGCGUUCUGCAACAAUGAGUGCGCUUGUCCUGCCGCCGAGAAAUUCCUGAAGCAGCAUUUAAAGGAGACCUCCAACCAUCUGAAGUCGCAUCCGGCUGUCGGCGAGCUGAUCAAGCAGGCGGCGAGCGCCGUAUUCGAGCUUCCGGAUCAAGCGCAGACGUGCGACCCGAACACAUUGAGGGAUGCGUUGUUAACGUACGUGUGCCACGGUGCUUCCUUGCCGUGUGCGGACCUCGACACCCAGCGAACCUGCGUGAAGAGCGACCAUGUUACUGGACUGUUCGCCUAUACGGACUGGGAGUCCAAGCAAGUCGCCAAGAGCAGCAGCCGCAACAAGUACGGAUUGCUGAAGGCUUACGGGAUGCUGCGUGGUAUCGUCACCUACAUGCUACGCAUCAUCUCCGAGGCCAGGCCCAAGAUUGUCCUCUAUUCCGGCCAUGACAAGACCCUGGAGUACCUCACCACCGCGCUAGGCAUCGUCUCAGACGUGGCCACCCACUACGCCUCGCGGCUCAUCAUCGAGGUCUACAAAAUCAACUCGCGAAACGACAAUCGCCUCGCCAGCGACUUUUACUUCCGUGUCGUCGCCAACGGCCGAGACCUCACGCUGAAGAUCCCGUUCUGCAGAAACGCCAACGUCUACAGCGAGGACGGUGACCAGCCGGGCAAGAAGAGCAUCAAGUUAUGUCCGAUAGAGAACAUCAUCAGGCAGCUGCACGACGACUACUUCGUGCCGUUCAACGCGACGAACUUUAAGGACGCUUGUUCGAGUCACAAGAUCCGCUGAAAUCGAUCAGCCGACCUCGCUCAUGAAAUAGGAUCCUGUAAAAAAUAGACGAGUUAAAGGGAAUUGAGAGAAAAUCACAUUCCCCUCUCCCAGGUGAUAGUAUAUAAGAAUCUUAUCUACAAAAUCGAAGGAUCUAAGGAAAAUCUAAGCUUUUAACUUUUUGGACUCCCUUUUACCUCUUCUUAUUCUCGAUAUAGCGACUUUACACUAUUUACCAGGUGCAGCUAAAUACCGAACAUGAAGUAAAAGAAGAAGGAUAUUAAUUAUAUUUUAAUUUUAAUAUACGCGAAGAUAUAUUAAAAUUAAAAUAUAUACUUUUUAAUAUACGUAUUAUACCUCUUAAAUUUAAAUAAGAAGUUGGUCCUUUUUUUAAUCUUUCUUCCUGUAGAACGGCCAUUCUUUCAGACUUUCUAGAAAUUUAUAAUUACAAAUAAAAAGGGAGAUAGAGUAUAAAGAGCAUUUGAAAGUCAAUUCCUUAUUAUACAUAGAGAUUAGAAAUUUACGAGUUCGCAAGAUCAACUCUUAUCAAUUCUUUCUAAUUCAUCUACUUUUUGCACGACAGAUCUAUCGAGUGGAUGAAAUAAAUUUCUGACUUGCACUAUGCUGUUUUAGAUAAAGUAAGUAAACAUGAAAGUAAUUACUCGUAUUUCAGAGGAGAGUUAAACUCUACGAUCUCUCAAAUGAACUUCUCUUAUGUUAGGACAAUGGGAUGUAAAUUAUUCAAAACUCAAUUUUCCCACCCUGACAAGAAAGUAUUCUAUACUCAUUCUAAUGCGCAAUUAUAAAAUACGAAAUUUAUUUAUGCUAUAUCCUUCAAAACAUUCCUCAAGGCAUUUGGUUCAGAUUUUUUAUACUCGACUACACUAACGCACAGUUAAAAUAAUUUACGAUUGUCAGAAAUUGUAAAAAAAUUACGAAAAAAAAAGAAUAGAUGAACUCAUUUUAGCACGAGGAGCGAGCCUUACCUUCAUAGAUUACAUCUGAAAUCUUUCAAUUAAUGUAUCUUUAGAUAACUCGAGAAACGAUAGCGCUAAUGAGCCAAUUAGUCGAUUAUCAUAUAUUUUAUCAUACACUCUAUUGUAUAUAUAUAUGUAAAUAGUGCCCCAGAAAUAUAUAUACAUCAAAAAUGCAAUUAUAUUUCUUAUCCUGAUUAUGUACGUACGCUUAACAAGUAUUAACUACAACAUAUUAAAAGAUUCUCUUUAUUACAGGAAAAAUGUUCACAUUACAUGUGCAAUUCGCGAUAUAUAAAAAGCUUAUUACAAUCUAUUGGUAAAUAAAUAAUGGACGCGCUUCGCGGCGUACAAGGCACAGGCGUAAAAGAUUCACAUAUUUAUACUACCUACAAUAUAUAUGUAUAUAACGUACACUAGACUAUCGUAAAAAUAAAAGCAAUAUUUAGUUUAACGUCUCCUUACU